CCUAUCUUACCGCUGUGUCCUUCUUCUGGCUUACGAUACAAUAAUAAGGGAUAGAGACCCUUUCCCCAAUACUAGUCAUAUCCAAUGCAAGGGUCAAUGCCUACCUACUUAUGGUUUUCAGUUUACCCUCCGAGACUGUCCCUCUUUCAGCCCUCCACCCGAUCAGAUCUGUCUUCCGGAAACCUUCCCCAGGCUGAACGCUUUGCUCGUACUUGCCUUCAAGUCAAUAGUGCCUCAACUCAGCCGCGCCGAUCCAUGGUUCACAGCGGAUAUCGCUCUCAUGUUCCAGAAAAUCCGAACCGAAGCCCUGGACUUAGCCACAUUGAAAAUCGAUCGGUCCACUUUGCUUCCUCGUUCGUGGAGUCGAAAAAUUUGUGUUCAAAUGUGAUGUCAGUUAGUUCGGGGGCGUUGCACCGCAUAUGCCAUCAUGAUCCACGGCGCGGAGUAAGCCUCCGUCCGAGGCUCCUCGAUGAGAUUUGGUGGGCUGCUCGGCGGACGGAUUCGGAUGACGGCAAAGGCCGGAUCGAAUCCGAUGAAUCCGAUGUGGCUCAACUCAGUUCUGAACUCGGAUAGCCUUUCCAGCGCCAUUGUUCACCCCAUUAGGUUUUGUCGCCACCUCAUGACAAUAGUAGGACCCAGAAUACACUUGUGUAUGCCUCAAUAUUGUGGCAAUCUAGCUAUACCUUCUCGGGAAAGGGGCAAUGGCUGCUCUAUUGGUAGGCGGUCAGUUUCUGCC
This is a messenger RNA of Aspergillus costaricaensis CBS 115574, 736 nucleotides long. RefSeq lists its product as uncharacterized. The record is from RefSeq and is a predicted model, not a curated record. The transcript has a single exon. The coding region runs from base 85 to 573 and encodes 162 amino acids. Lineage: Eukaryota; Fungi; Ascomycota; Eurotiomycetes; Eurotiales; Aspergillaceae.